CAGAACCGAAAGCGGGCUUGCCGCCGGCGUGCGGCGGGCGCGUGCUCGGCUGUACUACGUGAUGCCGUGGAAUUUUACCAGAAUGGGAACGCUUAUGGAUGCGUCAGGAUUGAAAUCGUCAAAGUUGAAAUUAUUUGUAGAUUAUGCAUAAAAUCGAGGAUAGGUACCAGCUGGAAGCCCAAUUUCCCAGCGGCGCAUGACAAAUUUCGGAACCGCCUAAAGCCAGUUUGUCAUGCUGUUUAGGGACAGAAGGCGCCUUUUGUCAUGCUACUUUGGCAGCUCUAUAUCUAUUCCAAACCCGCAACAGGCUCACAAGCGGCCCCAUUUGCAAUCCCUGCAAGAGAGGCACUUCAUGCCUUGCAAUUUCGGCAUGAGAAAUUAUUUCAACUUUGAGGAUUUCAAUCCUCACGCUUCCAUAACGCUAUCGUCCGUCACGCAGCGCGCGGACAGCGCGGAGGGCCUCAUCUUCACGACCUGCCUGAUCAUCAACGAGGUCUGUGUUCUUCUUUCGCGUUACACGCUCGUGCUCUACGACCGGGAAUGCGUGGCCGAAAGCAAGGGAAACGAGGAGCACCAAGACCGGCAUUUCGGAGCAAACGACCUCCACAAUGACCACCGAGGAGGAUGGCUUGAUCACCACGACGAAGCGAACAUGUACCACACGCCUGGAGGGAAGGACAUCUUGUAUCUGGCAGCACUCCAGACGGAGCGUUUCUGGAGCAUUGCACUGCGGGUCGCGUGGCUGAUCUUUCCGCCCUAUGCAAUGCAAAAUCAUCGUACUAGCAUAAAAUUGCAAUACAAAUGGGCUCAGCAUUACAAAUUCAAUUUGUAAUGCGGAUCUACUUCAAGAAAAAAUUUGUAAUGCAUAACUCCAAUUAGUACGAGUACGAUAUUACUUUUGCAAUGCAUACGCCCGUCUUGAUGUUGAUCACUGCGGCGGUUCCAAUAUGGGAGUGUCAGGAUCGAAAUCGUCAGAGUUGAAAUAAUUUGUGAUGCAUAAAACGGAUACCAGUAGGCGCCUAGCUUUCAAGUGGCGCAUGACAAAUCUUGGUGGUGCCUAAAUCCAGUUUGUAAUGCUGUUUGGAUAAGGAAGACGCCUUUUGUCAUGCUACUGUAGCAGCUCUAUUUUUACCUCUCAACAGGCUUACAAUCUGCCUCCCUUGCGUACUCUGCAAGACAGGCACUCUGUGGGUUGCAUUUUAUGCAUCACAAACUAUUUCAACUUUGACAAUUUGAAUCCUGACGCUUCCAUAUCCAAGCGCAACCUAUGACGACGAGGAAGAGGAGCAGGUGGACGAUGGGGGCGACGAUAUUAACAAGGUGGACCUCGACAAACGGCACCACGACCCCGCGAACCACGAUGAAGCCAAGAACAAUAAUUCUACUCCUCUGUCUCCUGAGCAGCCGCGCUUGGCGGGACCAGCACAGGACGUCGGCGUAGUGGGUAGUUCCACAAGUAGUGGUCCUCGUGGCAGCAAGAUGAGCAAAAACUCGCGGCGCACCAAGUCGUCCGGUGAUCGGGUGUCCGCCAUGCACGACCAGCGGACUCGCAAGUAUAUCCUGUGCAAAAGCAUCAUACUCGUACUAAUUGCGAAUAUAAUGCAUGACAAAUGUUUUUCUGAAAGGCAAAACAGCAUUACAAGUUCCGCUUUCCUUCUUGCACAAAUUUGGGAUGCAAUUUAUACUAGCACGAUUAUACUUUUGCAAUGCAUAAAGUACAUGAUACAGCUACAUCGGGUAGUGCUUUUCGCGAUGGGUCUGCUCCUGAUUUUCGAAACGAGGCAGUUGCUCUGGAGCGAAAAUGUCAACCUACGACUGGCCCUCUUCGGCCCGAAUGCCCAGGAGCGACGGGAGCUACAGGGGAAAAACCUGCAGGAAGCGCUCUGGUCGCUCGCGCAAGUAUCGAAAAGAAUUUACCCCCCCUCCCCAUAUCAAAACGGAAUUUCUGAUGCUGGAUUUGUGUACACAAUAAAGGUACGUAUUGCAGGAAGGCACUGAUGCGGCCAGAUCCCCGGCCUAGGUGGGGGCGUUUGGGUCUAGUCGUUCAGCAUUGCAAACGGCUGCCCUCUAGGCCCAACAGCAUGCCAAAUCGCUUCCAUAAUGGGGCGGAAGCUUCUACCCUUGUCUUCUUGCAAGACAAACGGGAUUUGUGGCAGCGAAUCAGCAACGCAAAUUUUCGGAAAUUUUCGGAGGGGGAGUUUUUCCUUUCAAUAGCAGGCGCAAAGCGGUUUCUGCGGGAACCACGACAUGCAGGUGGUAUCCUAUGUAAAAAUAUCCCCACCCCAGAGUUGUCAUGCAGAUUUGCAAUGACAAGAACAUUUGUGAUGCGCAUCCCGAUGAUGGGCAUUUCCAGUCGUGUUCUGGAAUUUGUAAUGCUGUAAACAGGAUACGCAUCUCGAUUUGUAAUGCGGCUGUCCUUGCUAACCUGCACUACACUACGGGCUGCAACUUGUCAUGCGUGGCGUCCAAAACUCCUGGAUCUGUGUUGCAGAGAUCCCAACUUAACUAUGGGGUGGGGACAUUUUUACACAGGAUAGGUGGCAGCGGUGCUUCGCUACCCGUGGCUGUAUUUAUGAGAGUGCACAAGAACCUGAACCCCCCCCACCCUCCCACUCAUUUGUAUUGCAUGAAAAGCUGGAAUUAUACAAACGCCAGCACAAGCACAUCACGUGGAGCCUGUGCAUGGCAAAUUUAUGCGCCUAGUGUAGUACUGUUUGGGCUUGUUCUGGGAUCAUCUCUCAUGCAUACAGUGCCAGCGGGGAUGAAGCACUUGGAUUUUGGCUUUUGCAUGACUAAUGAGGGGGAGGGGGAGUUGUGCACUCUCAUAGUAUUUCCCGCGAGCGCUGUGUCUCGUUCUCGGGUGGUUUUUCUGUGCUGUGUUUGCCGUUCUGUGUCACGUUCUGCAGCAGUCGGACUCAGAUGAACAGUACACGGGCGAGGCGGCUGGCGGCCGCCUCAUUCCACAGGCCGCCAGUCUUCGGCUGCCGCGGGCGGUGUUUGUGUCGGAGGUGCUGGCGAUGCUGUUCGUGUUUGGCUUGCCGGUCUGGCCCAUGCUCCAAAACUGGCACGGCUUUUUCGAUAAAAGAAACCAUGCGGUGGGCACCCCGGGCACCCAGUUUACCACCACCGGAAAGGACCCCUUUACACCCAUUGCAGACGGGGUUGGGAGCCUGAUGGACAUUGCCUGGUGGUGGACGCCGAGUUGCGGCACCUACGCGGACUACUUGAUGCCCUUCUACAACAGCACGGCUCAGGCGUCGUGCGGUAGCGGAUAUCGCAAGAAAAAACUGGCGUCUCCUUCUCAACUUGUAAUGCGGAACUUCCUUGACCUUGAAACAGUUUUUUGUCAUGCGCGACAUGCCAGAAACGCGUCUGUCAUAUGGUUUUUAUUUUCCUUGUUGCUGUUUGAAGUUGAACGCAUCAGAGAUUUUUUGUUUCUUGCUUCGCAAAUUUGUAUUGCUGAGUCUGCAAUAAAGGUUUGAGACUGAGACACUUGUUUCUUACGAUAGCGGAGGUUCUGGACGAGACCUGAUGUGGUGGGAAUUGCCGUACGAGAAAGCCUUCAACGAUACCUAUUGGUCGGGUGAAGUAUGGGACCAGUACUAUAAAUGAUUAAAUGCUGACCCGAGAAAAUAUCGAUCAGUAUGUUGAUCAGAAUCUGUCUCGUACCAAGUCUCUGUGACCACAGUUUGAAAAAUAAAGCACUAAAUAAUUAUCCUGAAAUAAACCAUCAAAACGCGGCUGGUCCUGGUGUACUUGUAUUCACAUACGAAACGUGUAUCAGUACCGGAAAAAAUUUGAAUCAGAUGAAAGCGCACAGCACUGACCUCUUCAUCACCGCCCGACAACGAACGUGAAAUUAUGGGGUCCUCUGGGAAGAACAAUCGUUAUCGUUG
Messenger RNA from Amoebophrya sp. A120, 3896 nucleotides. Lineage: Eukaryota; Dinophyceae; Syndiniales; Amoebophryaceae. The record is from the annotation of a GenBank genome assembly.